AUGACUACCAUGGAUCUCCGCGUCGGUAACAAGUACCGGAUCGGUCGCAAGAUCGGCUCUGGUUCUUUCGGUGACAUUUAUCUCGGCACCAACAUCAUCUCCGGUGAGGAGAUUGCCAUCAAGCUGGAGAGCGUGAAGGCCAAACACCCUCAGCUAGAGUACGAGGCCCGCGUUUACAAGUCUCUCGCCGGUGGCGUCGGUAUCCCCUUUGUCCGCUGGUUCGGCACUGAGUGUGACUACAACGCCAUGGUCCUCGACCUUCUUGGCCCCAGCUUGGAGGAUCUGUUCAACUUCUGCAACCGCAAGUUCUCUCUGAAGACUGUCUUGCUGCUUGCUGAUCAGCUCAUCUCCCGCAUCGAGUACAUCCAUGCCAAGUCGUUCAUCCACCGCGACAUCAAGCCUGACAACUUCCUUAUGGGGAUUGGCAAGCGUGGCAACCAGGUCAACGUGAUCGAUUUUGGUCUUGCCAAGAAGUACAGAGAUCCCAAGACUCACUUCCACAUUCCUUACAGAGAGAACAAGAACCUUACUGGCACUGCCCGUUAUGCCUCCAUCAACACGCAUCUCGGCGUCGAGCAGUCUCGCCGUGACGACAUGGAGUCCCUUGGCUACGUCAUGCUUUACUUUUGCCGCGGUUCCCUCCCGUGGCAGGGCCUUAAGGCUGCCACCAAGAAGCAGAAGUACGACCGCAUCAUGGAGAAGAAGAUGACCACUCCUACCGAGGUUCUUUGCCGCGGCUUCCCCAACGAGUUUGCCAUCUACCUCAACUACACUCGCUCCCUCCGCUUCGAUGACAAGCCUGAUUACAGCUAUCUCCGCAAGAUCUUCCGUGACCUGUUCGUCCGCGAGGGUUUCCAGUACGACUACGUCUUUGACUGGACCGUCUACAAGUACCAGAAGAACGCCCAGGCUAUCCAGCAGGCUGCUGGCAACUCCAGCCAGCCCCAGCCUGCGGACUCCAAGGAGGCGGCCCAGGCUGCUGCUCGUAAGGACCCUCAGCAGGCCCUGAGGAGCGGAUCCAGGAAGCCCAUGACCGGCGAGACACCUGAGACCAGCCGUGCCGUCGGUGGCAGCGACAGGAUGUGA
Molecule: messenger RNA, 1086 nt
Organism: Neurospora tetrasperma FGSC 2508
Lineage: Eukaryota; Fungi; Ascomycota; Sordariomycetes; Sordariales; Sordariaceae
Product: casein kinase I isoform delta
Exons: 2
Coding region: 1-1086 (361 amino acids)
Biological process (GO): peptidyl-serine phosphorylation; endocytosis; signal transduction
Cellular component (GO): cytoplasm; nucleus
Molecular function (GO): ATP binding; protein serine/threonine kinase activity
Source: RefSeq, a predicted model, not a curated record